AUGCUUUUUAACUUGGCAGUGCACAUUAAGGAGCAGACAGACGAUAUGCAGCAUUCUGACUGUCAGAUGGAGACACAGUGUGCGGAUCAAAUUAAAGAGGAGUCCUCAUGCUCGGAUAAUGAGGAGUGCAGCACGAGUAAGGCAGUUAUGCCGGCCAGCCUGUACACCAAUCACAAACCCUUAUGUUCGGACACUGCAGGUUAUGGUGUGAGUGAGGCAGAAAAGCUAACUGAUGAGGUAAAGGAGGAGGCCCUGUGUUCAGACGGCAUGACUGGCCUGAGCGAGUCGGCCAUGCUGGCCGGUGUGGAUACUGACCAUGAUGUAAAGGAUGAGCUUGUACUCGGAUCAGAGCAUGUGAAGGAAGAGCCUUCAUUGUCGGAGAGGAAUGGCCUGGAGUAUGAAAUGAGUGAGGCAGCCAUGCUGGCAGACCUGUAUGCUGACCAUGUCGUAAAGGACGAGUUGGUGCUGGGGCCGGAGCAUCCACAUCGGCCAGAUGUUUCUCUGGUAGUCCUCGACUGGGCGCUAGCUGUCACAGACGGUUUCCUGCAGGAGCCUCGGAAGCACACCUCUGCAACGCACCCGGCACUGAAGGACUGCUGUGUAAGGCUCGAGCGCCUCCACCACGAGGCCCCGGCCUUGCACACCAUACAAGACACCACUCACACUGACAGCGAUCCUGAAGAUGAAAUGUACACUACAGUUGACUGUGAGAGAGUGCCUGAAUCGGUGUGUGAUCUUUGUGGCAAGAAGUUUUCUCUAAAGUCUGAGUUAUUGAAGCAUGUCAUGACCCACAUUCACACGUCUAGUGUGGAGCAAGAAGGCAGCGGGCCUGUUGUCGCUGACUAUGUAUUUGAAGAAAAUCCGUUACAGGAGCGCGUCCUUAGUCGAGACUCUCCGCUCGCGCUCCGAGACGGCUGCGUGCUGCUCGAACACCUCCAACACCACGAGGCGCUCGCCGGCAACGACACAACACAUACUGCCGUGUCAGACAGUUUGAACACACACAUAUUAAGCCAUACUGGAGCGAAGCCUUAUUCUUGCGAAAUCUGCAAAAAACGGUUCGCACAAAAGAGCUAUUUGAACAGACACGUAAAAAGCCAUACUGGAAGCAGUUUGAACACACACAUACGAAGCCAUGCUGGAGCGAAGCCUUACUCUUGCGAUAUCUGCAAAAAACGGUUCGCGCGAAAGUCCAAUUUGAACACACACAUACUAAGCCAUACUGGAGCGAAGCCUUAUUCUUGCUUCAAAUCAGAUAUUUUAAGAAUUUAAAAAACCAUAAUAUGCGAGGUACGUUAAAUGAACUUUUAGCACUAGACACGGUUAGAGUACAUUUAAAAUAAAUAAAUAGAUAAAAUAAAAUAAAAAGCCUUUAUUAAUAGGGAG
This is a messenger RNA of Cydia amplana, 1386 nucleotides long. Its product is annotated as zinc finger protein 37-like. The record is from RefSeq and is a predicted model, not a curated record. The transcript has 5 exons. Bases 1 to 1272 code for a protein of 423 amino acids. Gene Ontology annotation, biological process: regulation of transcription by RNA polymerase II. Gene Ontology annotation, molecular function: DNA-binding transcription factor activity, RNA polymerase II-specific; RNA polymerase II cis-regulatory region sequence-specific DNA binding. NCBI's taxonomy places the organism in Eukaryota, Metazoa, Arthropoda, Insecta, Lepidoptera, Tortricidae.